Molecule: messenger RNA, 2889 nt
Organism: Etheostoma cragini (Arkansas darter)
Lineage: Eukaryota; Metazoa; Chordata; Actinopteri; Perciformes; Percidae
Product: inactive dipeptidyl peptidase 10-like
Exons: 27
Coding region: 293-2680 (795 amino acids)
Biological process (GO): proteolysis
Molecular function (GO): serine-type peptidase activity; dipeptidyl-peptidase activity
Source: RefSeq, a predicted model, not a curated record
GAGAGAGAAGAAGAAGAAGAAGAGAGGCAACAGGAGAGAGCAUUUUAUUACAAGAGAGAGAAACAAAGGAGGGAAAAAGAGAUUGUGCGUCUGAAUGUAACGCCUCCGACGAAGCUUCAACGAGGGCGAGGAAGAGCAGCUCUGCAGCCUCCAGCGUUAUUAGCAUCACUUUGCUGCUGUGGUUAUCUUGGAGCCGAGAAGCAGUCGGAGGAAGUCGAAAAACUUUAAGCAGCUUUUGGGAUUUUAUUGGAUCAGAUAAGAGGAGCAAAAUCAGUGAACCUGAGCAGCGAAGAUGAACCAGACUGCGUCCGUGUCUCAUCAGAUUGAGUGUCAGCCAAUCAAGGACUCCAAGGAGUUCGUGGACGUCAGCCCCCCCCAGAGGAACUGGAAGGGCAUCGCCAUCUCCCUGCUGGUGAUCGUGGCGGUCUGCUCGGUCAUCACCAUGUCUGUGGUCGUCCUCACGCCCGCGGAGCUCCCCGGCAGCAGCAAGUCCAGCCUGACUGUGGCCGACCUGUACGGACCAGAGUUCAGCGUCCACGACCCCGAGGCCACGUGGGUCAGCGAUUCAGAGGUGGUCUACAGGAACCGGGACGGUCACGUCAUCAAGUUCAACUUCGCCUCCAACGAGACAGAAGUCAUCAUGACCAACAGCACGUUUGUGGCCUUCAAGGUGGUAAAGUAUUCGCUCUCUGCAGACCUGAAGUACGCGCUCUUCGCCUACGAUGUCAAGCAGAUGUACAGAUAUUCAUACACGGCGUCUUACAUCGUUUACAACAUCUACACCAGGGAGGUAUGGGAGCUAAACCCCCCGGAGGUUCACAACGCGGUGCUCCAACACGCGGCUUGGGGAAGACAAGGACAACAGCUGAUCUACAUCUUUGAGAAUAACAUCUACUACCAGUCUGAUGUGAAGAGCAACUCUCUAAGAAUCACCUCGUCUGGGAUGGAGGGAGUCAUCUUCAACGGGCUGGCCGACUGGUUGUAUGAAGAGGAGAUUCUGCGUUCCCACUUGGCUCACUGGUGGUCUCCUGACGGAGAGCGGCUGGCUUUCCUCACCCUCAACGACACCCUGGUACCCAACAUGGUUCUGCCCCGGUUCACCGGGAACACGUAUCCCAAAGGACUACAUUACCCAUAUCCCAUGGCCGGUCAGAGGAACCCUGGCGUCAAGUUGUCGGUGGUCAACCUGUUCGGAGCGACACACACUCAAGAACUGCAGCCUCCAGAUCAGCUCAGGCACAGUGAUUUCUACGUCACCAUGGUGAAGUGGCUCAGUAAAACCCACCUGGCAGUGCGGUGGGUCAACCGGCCCCAGAAUGCAUCAGUGCUGACGGUGUGUGAAGCCACCAUAGGAGUCUGUCUUCAGAGACACGAGGAGUCUUCAGAGACGUGGCUCUCCAUGCAGGGACAGGAGCCGCUGUUCUCCAAGGACAGGACCAGGUUUUUCCUCACGCUGCCCGUGAAACAAGGAGGUCACGGAGAUUUCCAUCACAUCACGAUGUUCUCCAAAAAGUUGCGCAGUGACCACUACGAAGUCCGACACUUAACGUCGGGAGACUGGGAGGUGACAAAGAUUGUUGCCUACGAUGAAAACAACCAGAUCGUAUACUUCCUGAGCACAGAGGACUCUGCACAACAAAGACAUUUCUACAGUGCGUCCACCCUCGGUCUGUUUCCACGACGAUGUCUCACCUGCGGACUGAAGGAAGAGUGUUUGUUCUUUGACGCCGACGUCAGCCCCGAUGCACAGCACGCCAUCCUGCACUGUAAAGGUCCUGGAGUUCCAGCUGUGCUGCUCCUCAGUCUGGAUGACGUAGACUCAUAUUUCAUCUUAGAGAACAACCGUCCUCUGCGCUCGGCGCUGGAGACUAAGAAGAUGAUUCACACCGAAAUCCGGAUGAUCACUAACGACAACUUUGAGCUGCCUCUGAAGCUCAUCUACCCUCCGGACUUCUCUGAGUCCUACCUGUACGGCCUUCUUCUAAUUGUGGGCAGUUCCCUGGCCUCCCAGGCGGUGACGGAGGAGUUCGGGCUGGACUGGGCCUCCGUGCUGGGGGGGUCCGAGCAGGUCAUCGUAGCUCGGCUCGACGGCAGAGGCUCGGGGUUCAGGGGACAAAGGGUUCUACAGCAGGUCCACCAGAGGCUGGGCACGGUGGAUGCAGAGGACCAGGCAGCAGCUGUGGAAUACCUGGCGGGUCUGCCCUUCGUGGAUCGCACCCGUGUCGGCGUCUUCGGAGAGGACUACGGGGGCUUCCUCGCGCUGACGAUGCUGAAGUCGACGGAGAAGCUGAUCCGAUGUGCUGCAGUGCAGGCUCCUGUCACUGACUGGUCCGUGUACGUCUCGGCCGUCUCGGAGAGAUACCUCGGCUCACCCUCCGCUGACAAGAACAGAUACCAAGCGUCCAGAGUGGUCACCAACAUGAAAGGUCUGCAGGGAGGAACUCUGUUUCUGGCUCACGGCACCGCAGACGCCAACGUUCACUUCCAGCACUCUGCAGAGCUCAUCAAACACCUGAUAAAGAUCGGGGCCAACUAUACCAUGCAGAUCUACCCAGACGAGGGCCACUUCCUGUCCAGACGCAGCCGGAUUCAGCUGACUCACUCCCUAAUUGGUUACUUUAGAGGAUGUCUGCUUGACGCGUCGUCAUUACUCGACCAACAACAACGGGGCGGCGAAUGAGAGGAGACGUGGUUAUUAUUACUGGUGUGUGUGUGUGUGUGUGUGUGUGUGUGUGUGUGUGUGUGUGUGUGUGUGUGUGUGUGUGUGUUUGAUACCUAUAGGACAACAUUUCAAGGACAAAACAAGCUUCUUCCCAACAUAUCAGAUGUAGUUUCUAUCCCUCAUCACCUCAGUAGAAUAAAGCUCCUCCAGUCGGCUCCAUCAUGCAG